AUGCCCUGCAUCCUCGAGUCUCAAAUCGACUCCCUCCACAGUGAGAUCAGCGGCCUCCGCGCACUGAAAAAGCACAUCGAGACCUCGCACAAGCCGUUCGACAAAUAUCUACUCCACAAGCCCGGGUGCAAGGCUCAGGCAGGGAAGAUUGUGAUUGAGCGGGAGCGCUGGGAGGAGCUCAUGCUGGAGAAGAAGGAGGUGGAGGAGAGGUUGGAGGAGAUCGAGCGGUUGAUUGAGGAUGCGGAGCUGGAGUUGAGGGAGUUACAGAUGAUCGAGAGGGAGGAGGUGCAGGCGAGUUUUGGGUAG
Messenger RNA from Morchella sextelata, 306 nucleotides. RefSeq lists its product as uncharacterized. Bases 1 to 306 code for a protein of 101 amino acids. The record is from RefSeq and is a predicted model, not a curated record. Lineage: Eukaryota; Fungi; Ascomycota; Pezizomycetes; Pezizales; Morchellaceae. The transcript has a single exon.